Messenger RNA from Hydatigera taeniaeformis, 1341 nucleotides. The record is from the annotation of a GenBank genome assembly. Lineage: Eukaryota; Metazoa; Platyhelminthes; Cestoda; Cyclophyllidea; Taeniidae.
AUGUCUUCAAGAGAUUCGACGAUUGAUCCAUCGAGUUUGGAACAUCUUUGCGUUGCUCAAGGUCCUCUUGAUGAUUCCGCGGCUCAGUCAGAUUGGGCCUCAAAGAAGCUUGUCUGGGUCCCUCAGGAGUCCGUUGGAUUUGUUGCGGCUUCCAUUGUUUCUGAAGAUAAGGAUGACUGCGUUGUCCAGCUGCAAGAAUCUGGCAAAAAAAUUGCCGUACCUAGGGACAGUAUCCAAAAGAUGAAUCCUCCAAAGUUUGAAAAGGUUGAGGACAUGGCUAAUUUGACUUAUCUUAAUGAAGCCUCGACCUAUUCUGGCUUAUUCUGCGUCGUUGUGAACCCUUACAAACGCCUCCCUAUUUAUCGCGAGGAAAUUGUAGAAUGGUACAAGGGCAAGAAACGUCAUGAAAGACCACCACAUAUUUUUGCCAUUGCUGAUACUGCGUACCGUAACAUGCUUCAGGAUCGUGAAGAUCAGUCUAUUCUUUGCACCGGUGAGUCGGGAGCUGGAAAAACGGAAAACACCAAAAAAGUUAUUCAGUACCUGGCAUCUGUGGCAACGUCAACAAAGAAUCAAAAGACUACUCCUAGUAAUGUGUUGUCAAAACUUCAUGGUGAAUUGGAAGCACAAUUAUUGAAAGCCAACCCUAUUCUUGAGGCCUUUGGUAAUGCCAAAACCAUAAAAAAUGAUAAUUCUUCUCGCUUCGCGCCAGAGGAGAGAAGUUUUCACAUCUUUUAUCAACUUAUUGCCUCGGCGACUCCAAAGCUAAAGGAGAAGCUUUUGCUCACUGAUGCCAUAAACCACUCCUAUCUUUCCCAUGGCAUGAUCGAGGUUCCCGGUUUGGACGAAAAACAGGCCUUUCAAGAGACCACCGAGGCUAUGUCCAUAAUGGGUAUCACUGAUGAGGAUCAGCAAGCUAUCUUCCGAAUCCUCUCUGCUGUCCUGCAUUUGGGAAAUUUGGAGUUUAAACAAGAACGAACUACUGAUCAGGCGACCCUCCCGAAUCAGGCUGUUGCCGAGAAAGUGGCUCAUCUACUAGGAGUGCCGUUGCAAGAAUUGACAAAAGCCUUCCUCAAGCCAAAGCUAAAGAUCGGUAGGGAGACGGUGUCAAAGGCUCAGACGAAGGAGCAGGUUGAGUUUGCUGUGGAGGCCAUUUCGAAGGCCAUUUACGAACGUCUAUUCCGAUGGCUCGUCACUCGUAUAAAUAAGUCCCUCGAUCGGGCCAAACGCCAAGGUGUCUCCUUUGUCGGCAUUCUGGAUAUUGCAGGUUUCGAAAUUUUCCAGACUACAGAUAAGUCGGCCAUUCGUGUAAGUUGCUCGCUCUCUGCAAAUGUUUGCUGA